Messenger RNA from Thrips palmi, 1142 nucleotides. It is a transcript of the gene Prosalpha3, whose product is annotated as proteasome subunit alpha type-4. Gene Ontology annotation, biological process: ubiquitin-dependent protein catabolic process. Lineage: Eukaryota; Metazoa; Arthropoda; Insecta; Thysanoptera; Thripidae. Gene Ontology annotation, cellular component: nucleus; proteasome core complex; cytosol. The transcript has 7 exons. The record is from RefSeq and is a predicted model, not a curated record. Bases 276 to 1049 code for a protein of 257 amino acids.
AAAAAUUAUUUUUUUUGUCUUUAAUCAGACAACAAGAGCGCACUAGUCGUUGGCUGCUUCCACCUUUUUCUAAUCAUUAAUAGUGGGCUGGGAUUGUGAGCGUAGUCAUAAAUUUCUCAAAUUGUGUUUGAAAGGAAGAAAUCACUCUGCACAUUCACUUUGCGAUACACAUUCUACUUGUGCACUGUAAGCGGCAGUCGGUUUGUUGAAAACCAACAAGUCAUCUGUCAAUCGUCUGCUUUUUCAUUUGAGUGAACCUAUUACAGGAAGUCAAAAUGGCUCGGCGCUAUGACACCCGCACCACAAUAUUCUCCCCCGAAGGGCGUUUGUACCAGGUUGAAUACGCCAUGGAGGCUAUCAGCCACGCUGGUACUUGUCUCGGUAUCUUAGCCAAUGAUGGUAUACUUCUUGCCGCUGAAAGACGUAACAUAAACAAGCUUUUGGAUGAGGUGUUCUUCUCCGAGAAAAUUUACAAACUAACAAAUGACAUGGUCUGCAGCGUAGCUGGAAUUACUUCUGAUGCUAACGUCCUCACUAAUGAGCUUCGGUUGAUUGCACAGCGCUAUCUUGCCCAGUAUGGUGAAUCUAUGCCCUGUGAGCAAUUGGUAUCAGCCCUGUGCGACAUGAAACAGGCAUACACUCAAUAUGGAGGAAAGCGACCUUUCGGUGUUUCAAUUCUGUACAUGGGCUGGGACAAGCACUAUGGAUAUCAGCUGUACCAAUCAGACCCCAGUGGGAACUAUGGAGGCUGGAAGGCCACUUGCAUUGGACACAAUAGCUCAGCUGCUGUAUCAACUUUAAAGCAAGAGUACAAGGAAGGGGAGAUGACACUUGAAGAAGCUAAAGCUCUGGCUAUCAAGGUCUUGAGCAAGACAUUAGAUCUCACAAAGUUGACCUCAGAGAAAGUUGAGAUGGCUACUCUCACAAGAAAGGAUGACAAGACUGUUAUCACCAUCCUCCCUGCGGCUCAGGUUGAUGAGCUUGUAGCGGCUUAUGAGAAACAGGAGGCAGAGGCUGAAGCAGCCAAGCGCGAGAAGCAAAAAAGCUAGUUUACACCAUCUGUGUUAUUGUGUGUAUUGUUGGAAAAUUCUUGAUGUGAUUCCUCUUUCUUCUGUAUUAAUUAAAGCUAUUUUAUAACUGAA